Molecule: messenger RNA, 1410 nt
Organism: Ipomoea triloba (trilobed morning glory)
Lineage: Eukaryota; Viridiplantae; Streptophyta; Magnoliopsida; Solanales; Convolvulaceae
Product: dnaJ homolog subfamily C member 17
Exons: 2
Coding region: 256-1158 (300 amino acids)
Molecular function (GO): RNA binding
Source: RefSeq, a predicted model, not a curated record
CACCCUAAAGUCGAAUUCUUCUUAAUUUUUAUUUGAACAAAAUUACCCCCUUUCCCUGUCAAAACCCUACCCUUCUCUAUCUCUCGGCUCUGCCUCUCUCUCCCUCGGCAAUCGGCGAUCAGCAACUCUUUUGUUCGGAAACCGUUAAAACAGGCUCUGUCCGCCCCCUAGUGCCUCACGGUGCCUGCUCCAACGAGUCAGCGAGUCAUCUCGCCCAAUCUGAUCUGCGCGGACUAGAGAUAAAGAGGAGAAGAUAUGGAUUCUGAUGUGGAUCAUUAUGAUGUACUGGGUUUACCCUCUGGUGAGGAAGGAGCUAAGCUUUCAGAGAAAGAGAUAUCUAAAGCAUACCGGUUAAAAGCAUUGGAGUUGCACCCGGACAAGAGACCAGACGAUCGUAAUGCACAUGCAAAUUUCCAGAGGUUGAAGACUUCAUAUGAGGUUCUCAAAGAUGAGAAAGCCCGGAAACUAUUUGAUGAUCUACUCCGGGUCAAACGUGACAAGAUUAGACGCCAAUCUCAACACGAUACAAAGCGAAGGAAAAUGAUGUCAGAUCUCGAGGAGAGAGAACGUGCUUCUUUUGAACCUGAUGCACGCGCGAAAGCUCAAGAUGAGGAAGAACGCAUUGCUAGAAAACUUAAAGAGGAAAUUGCCAAAAUCCGUGCAAUGCAUGCUAACAAAGCUUCUGCUACUACACCACCGCCAAUGAAGAAAGAGACCGUAGCAGGGGGGGAUAAGGAGAGCACCGGAGGUGGUAGUAGGAGUAGUCUAGAUAAAGAGAAGGUGCUUAAAGUAACAUGGGAGAAGAUCGGUGUAGAUUAUACUGCCCAACGAUUGAGGGAACUGUUUGGGCAAUUCGGUGAGGUAGAAGAUGUAGUCAUAAAAAGUUCUAGGAAGAAAGGGUCGGCUCUUGUUGUCAUGACAUCUAAAGACGCAGUUGCCUCUGCCUGCGGGAAUGUGUUGGGAGAUCUUUCAAAUCCCCUCUUAGUAGUGCCUCUUGUGCCAUCUAACCCCCCAUAUGCAUCACCUCCCUUUUCUAGCGAGUCCAAAGAUGUAGAACCAAAUGGCCCAGCACUCAAUAAUCUUGUUGGCGCGGGAUAUAAGUCAUUUGAAGACGCUGUAUUAGAGAAGAUGAGAAAGGCAGCUCAAAGGCAAAAAUAAGGUAUUCAAUUGAACCAACCAAUUUGAUUUAUUGACUGGUAAGGAGGGGUUAUUACCAGAAAUUGUGUUGCUUAUAAUAUAGACAUAUUGAGUAAUCUGUUUUCACUCAACAGCUCUGCUACGCCUCAUUGUAUUUUUAUCUAGAAUAUCAGCUUCAAUCUUUACUUGCAACCUUUGUAUACCAACUUCCAUAGGACUUUUGUAAUUUUAAAAAGUUGAAUUUGGUACAAAUAGCAUGGGUAGUUUGGGUCA